AUGAGGCCCGCAGCCCCCUCAAUAGACAUCAUGGCCACCCAGUCAAUCUCGCCGGAUUCUCGAUCCUCAUCGUCCACAAACUCGCCUCUCCCUGCCGACAAUGAGGAGUCAGACUUCUUCAUCGCCGGCAACGAUUCGCAGUCGUCACUCGGCGUCCCCAACAUCGAGGAUAUGCAGGUCAGCGAUGAUCCGUGUCAACCCGCCGUCAACCGGCUCCCUAGCGAGAUCCUCAUCUCCAUCUUCGCCAAGCUCAACAACUCGAAUGACCUCUUCAACUGCAUGCUGACGUGCAAGCGAUGGGCUAAGAACUCUGUCGACCUGCUGUGGCAUCGUCCCGCCUGCACAAACUGGAAGAAUCAUUCUUCCAUCUGCCUCACCCUGCAACUUGCCACUCCUUUCUUCGCGUACCGCGAUUUUAUCAAGCGUCUCAACCUGGCUGCCGGUCCCCUCGCAGACAAGAUCAGCGAUGGCAGUGUCAUGCCUCUGUCUGUAUGCACUCGCGUCGAGCGACUCACCCUUACCAACUGUCGCAACCUUACCGACCAGGGCUUGACCAAGUUGGUGGAAAACAGCUCCUCGCUGCUGGCCCUUGAUAUCUCGGGCGAUGAGUACAUCACAGACGUCUCCAUCCGGACCAUCGCCGAGCACUGCAAGAGGUUACAGGGCCUCAACAUUUCUGGCUGCCGCCAAAUCACCAACGACAGCAUGAUACAGCUUGCCGAGAACUGCCGGUUUAUCAAGAGGCUCAAACUCAACGAUUGUGCCCAGUUGCAAGACAACGCUAUCCUUGCAUUUGCCGAGAACUGCCCGAAUAUCCUCGAGAUCGACCUGCACCAGUGUGCACAGAUCGGCAAUGAGCCCAUCACUGCCCUCAUCGCCAAGGGCCAGUCUCUCCGCGAGCUUCGGCUCGCCGGCUGCGAGCUCAUCGACGACAGCGCCUUCUUGACUCUGCCUCCCAGCAAGACCUACGACCACCUUCGCAUUCUCGACUUGACCUCCUGCGCCAGACUCACCGAUCAGGCGGUGGAAAUCAUUAUCGAUGCUGCCCCGCGCCUUCGCAAUUUGGUGCUGGCCAAGUGCCGCAACAUCACCGACGUUGCUGUCAAUGCCAUUUCGAAACUCGGCAAGAACUUGCAUUACUUGCACCUCGGCCACUGCGGCCACAUCACUGACGAGGCCGUGAAACGACUCGUGCAGCAGUGUAAUCGUAUACGGUACAUUGAUCUGGGAUGCUGCAUAAACCUCACAGACGACUCCGUCACGAAGUUGGCACAGCUUCCCAAGCUCAAGAGGAUCGGUCUCGUUAAGUGCAGUAGUAUCACCGACGAGUCUGUGUUUGCUCUCGCUCGCGCCAACCAUCGCCCACGGGCACGCCGCGAUGCGAACGGCAACAUUGACGAAUAUUACUCGUCCAGCCUCGAAAGAAGUAUCAUCAAGUUGCUAAACUAUUGCCCACGCUUGACCCAUCUCAGUCUGACAGGGGUCACUGCCUUUCUGCGAGAAGAAUUUGCAGAGUUCUGCCGACCUCCUCCACCUGAAUUCACUGAUCACCAGCGUGGCGUCUUUUGCGUCUUCUCUGGCGUCGGCGUAACGAAGCUCCGCGACUACCUUAACUCUUCUCCCGAAUACGAAGGUCUUCGCGACUCGCCCGGUCCUCGAUUUCCUGGACUCUCGAGCUUUUCAUCCCGUCGGCCCGCCGAUCCCCGGGCCGUGGUCGGACAUGCCGGACAGAUCAAUGGGGACGCUGAAGUUGACGAAGCGGAGGUACCAGAGGACGAUGAGUUCGAGGGUCUCGACGGCAGUGAAAUGGCAGUGGAUGGCCAGCCCUUGUUGGCACAAAAUCUUGUGAACGGCAAUGCCCAGAAUGGUGUUCCUCCACCCCCUCCAAACCAUGUGCCUCCGGCCGGCGCGGUGCCCAUGUUCGCGCCACCACUUGGACAGGCCGCCUUAUUGUUCAGCCCUACAAGCACCAGCUUCCCGCAGUCAACUCGUUCGUCAACCGCUGAGGGCCCAGCGAAUCACCCGCCGCCCUUGGUCAUCUCGAGCCAUUACUCUCCGACAAGUGCCGGACCCAGUACGUCCACAGCGAACGCACUUUCGCCGCAAGGUACAAAUCUCGGCUUCCCCGCGUACAUGAACCGGAGGCCUGCACCCCUUGGUGCCAGCACUGCGUCUAUGGAGGCAUCAAUGUUGAGCCCAGUUUCCCAUCGCAGUCGGCCGGCGAGCGUCAUCUCCAUGGAGGCAUCGAUGUUGGGACCUCUAGACCCGGAUAUGAGUGAGCCUACCACGCCAAAUGGACAGCAACAGCAUUGA
Colletotrichum orchidophilum is the source of this 2313-nucleotide messenger RNA. RefSeq names its product F-box domain-containing protein. The record is from RefSeq and is a predicted model, not a curated record. NCBI's taxonomy places the organism in Eukaryota, Fungi, Ascomycota, Sordariomycetes, Glomerellales, Glomerellaceae. The coding region runs from base 1 to 2313 and encodes 770 amino acids. The transcript has 4 exons. Gene Ontology annotation, molecular function: protein binding.